Molecule: messenger RNA, 1833 nt
Organism: Echinococcus granulosus
Lineage: Eukaryota; Metazoa; Platyhelminthes; Cestoda; Cyclophyllidea; Taeniidae
Product: Sulfhydryl oxidase
Exons: 11
Coding region: 1-1833 (610 amino acids)
Biological process (GO): protein folding
Cellular component (GO): Golgi membrane
Molecular function (GO): protein disulfide isomerase activity; flavin-dependent sulfhydryl oxidase activity
Source: RefSeq, a predicted model, not a curated record
AUGUCGGUUUUGUGGCCUAUCUACCUGUAUACUGCAUUUUUUACCCUGCGUGCUCAAUCGGUUGGACUUUACGAAAGUGAUGGUCGAAUAUCAGUAUUGACUACAGCUAAUUUCUCCGAUUUUGUCAAACUACAGCCAACGCUUGUACAAUUCUACUUAAGCACCUGUGGUUCUUGUCAAAAUUACGCUCCAACGUUUAGAAAUCUUAGUGAAUCCGUUGAAGGCUGGCGGUGGGCUGUUAAAUUGGCCGUAGUAGAUUGUAACGAGGCGGAUAACGAGAUUACCUGCGAGGACUACAGUAUAUCCACGUUUCCAACGUUUUUGUUCUUUCUCAAAGGAUCUGAGCCGACUCAAGUUGGAAAAAUGCUUGAUGACGUUAUGUUUCGGAAAACUAUUAGCGAAAUAUUGGUUAAUAAGCAACAAUACGACCAGCUUCUUCCUGGACGGACCAGUUCGAAUGCCUUGAUAAUUUAUGGACCGGAUAUCAAUGAAAUCGCAAUGCUUAUUUUGGAUGUUCAGUCGAAAACUCCAGUGACUUUACAGAGUAAUUUUACGGAAGGCUCCCGAUUUGGUGUCAGAAAUACAGUUGGAAAGGUUUUGUUUGACAGUGAGAGCAUAGAGGCUGUGAAAGACUUCCUUACCAAAAAUUACCAAACCGGAAUCAAGGACCUGUCUGAGGCUGCCACCAGACAUCCGAUUAUCGAUGCUGGAAAAGAGAAGUACCCUCCUACUUUUUCGAUGCCCGUUUACGCGGCCGAUGUCGUUUCGUCCCUCCAAGAUCUCCUCAUUCACGAUGUCGGAAGGAAGAAAGUAAUCGAGGGUGCUAAUCUUGAUGCUUUGAAGGAGUUUCUUACCGUAUUAUCAAAGUACUUGGAUUUGGGACAGCAGUACAAUGAGGAAAUCGCAUACCUCAAGAAGAAGGUUGAUGAAAAAUUGGAAAUCCAAAAGCAGGAGUGGCUAGGCCUGCUGGCUAAAGUGACAUUAUCGACGGAUAAGGUCCAAUACAUUGCCUGCCGUGGCAGUAAACCUCAUUUAAGAGGUUAUCCCUGCGGUUUGUGGGUCAUGUUCCAUGCCAUGACGGUGAACAGGUAUAUUCAGGGUGAAAAGUCGGACGGAACCGCACCAAUCGCGCAUGCCCUGAAUCGCUUCGUUCCGCGCUUCUUCAGUUGCGGCUACUGCGCCUUCCACUUCGCCAAAAUGACCUCAAACGUGCGUUUAGGGGAAGAGGACAUCUACCCUCACCGUCCGGGCGAGAAGCCGCCCUUCCCGUUGGAGGUGCCUGACCCCACCACCCUUCCCGCGGCCCCCAAGUCGGCUCGCGAGGAAGUACUCUGGCUGAAUACCGCCCACAAUAUGGUCAAUAAACGCCUCUCGGGCAAUCCCUCGGAGGACCCAACCGCCCCAAAGAUAGUCUUCCCCUCGCCGGAGCAGUGCCGUGCCUGUUGGUCCGAGGCCGCACGGCAGCAGGUGGCAGUAGAUAAGUUCGCUGCCAUGCCAGACAAGACUGAUGAACUGCUAGCUUACCUCGUUCACCACUACAGACCCUCCUCUUGGCGAUGGGAUGGUGUGCACGUGUCAUUUGAGGCCAUCUCUCGCCAUUUUACUCUGGUAGCCAAUUUGCACAAGAAGUGCUUCACUACAAUUUUAACCACCAAUCCGAUCGCAAUUUUAAGCAUAAAAUCGGUCGCGGACACCUUCAGCACGACCGACAUGGUUUUAGUCGGGGUGACUUGCGUGUGCUGCUCGACGGCGCUGGCAGUUCUUGUCGCCCUACUCUGCUGUCGCUUGCGCCCCUCACGACGCAGCCACCUUCCCCUUUCCACCACCGCCUGA